GCGAUUUUCAAAAUACUUGUCCACUCGUCAGCUUCAGAAAAAAUGCAAUUUUCUCCAAACAACUAAAGUUUCCAAGCAUUUAGAUGGGUCUGUGGGGUCAUUAUGAUCCGUUCUUUAGACGCAGAUGUGCGUUCUCUUCUCAGGUCAGGUAUUGCCGUGUCAAACCUGACACAAUGUCUGGAUGAGUUGGUGGUGAACAGUUUAGAUGCAGGUUCAACUUGUGUCUCUGUUCGCGUCGAUAUUCCUUCAUUUCGUCUCCAAGUCAUUGAUAAUGGCUGCGGAAUAUCUAAAGAUGACCUCGAACUUCUAGGAGAGAGAUACGCAACCAGUAAAUGUCAUUCUCUGGAGGAUUUGAGCGAGCUGAAGUCUUAUGGCUUUCGAGGAGAAGCAUUGGCCAGUAUUUGCGACAUCGCUGGGAUCUUGGAAGUCGUUACACGACAUAAAUCGUCCUUCAAAACGUAUUGUAAGAUUUUCCGAAAUGGCAAAGCACUAAAGGUGACGGAAUCGUGCCUCCCUCGCUCAAAUGUUGGGACAACUGUCAGCGCAUACGACUUGUUUUCUUCUCUUCCUGUUAGACGAAAGCUUGUCUCCGAUGUGUUUGACUUAGAGAGAAUGCGCCAGAGACUAACCAGCAUUGCCCUCAUCAACCCAAGUGUUUCAUUUUCUCUCUAUAAUGAUGCUUCUGGUCAAAAAUGCCUUCAAACUCACAAAAGUCAAUCUACGGUUUCCACAUUUUCUCAGUUGUUUGGCAACUUGAAAGCCAAGAGCUUGCGAGAAAUUCGCUUUCAAGAAAGAAGCUUUAGGAUCUCCGGCUACGUUGGAUUAGAGACGCAUCACAAUAAAAAUCUCCAGUUUGUGUACGUUAAUAGUCGUUUACUAUUAAAAACUAAGAUUCAUAAACUUGUUAAUCGACUCUUAGCCAGGUCUUUGUUGUUGAAGAGACUGGCACUGCCUUGUAACGAUGGAGAUGUGAGGUUAGGGCAACACAGGUCCCCUCCAAGGCAAGGCUCCGAAAAGUAUCCCAUAUUCAUCAUGAAUAUCAGCUGCCCCUUGACGGAUUAUGACAUUACAUUAGAGCCAGCCAAGACGCUGGUGGAAUUCCAAGACUGGGAUGGAAUUUUAUCUUGUGUGCAGGGCUAUAUUGAGUCAUUCCUCGAGAGGGAAAAUUUAAUACUUCCAGGGGAACAAACUGAAGAUGUAGUUGAGAAUGAGAAUGGCAGCCAGGCAGAGGAUUCUAGUGACAGCCAAGUUGAUCUGAGUGUCUAUGAAUACCAAACAACUGCGACGGAUAGUAACAAACACASUCAAUGUAUCAGCCCUAGUAAUAUCAGAAAGAGCUUACAAUCUUCAGUUGUGCAUAGAAAAUCAACUCAGCUUUGUAGCGCAGAGAACAGAAGCGGCGACAAUCUUCACAACCAGGAAGGUGGACGUGAAAUGAAACUUACAGAUACUGCAGAGAAAUGCUCGAAGGAUUUAAAUAAUUCAUCUCAUAAUGUUAAAGGUUUGCCUAAUACUCGUCCUAAAAAGGUUUUAGAUAUACGAAUAGCCUACGAGAAAAGUGUCGAGCAAGCGAAAGAAUGUUGUUCAGAAUCUGGAAUUAAAAUAUCCACUCUCGGAGUGGCAAAUGAGCAGGAAAUUGAGAAUCCACUGCGCAAUAGAGCACAGCUAUUUUUGAGGACGUCUGACACAUCUAAUACCAGAACUCAUUCCAAAAGCUGUUUUAAUUCUCCGAAUCCAAUAACCCUUCAACCUAGAGGAGCUAGAAAGAGAUUCCACACCGACGCCCGCUCGAAAGGGAUAAAUACUAAUAGUUGUACUUUAUUGAAUCGUUUCGCACUCGAUAGAUCUAAGAAAGUGAGUAGAAUCAGUAAUAUUGAAAAUACGACAUUCCAAGGUAACACAACUAACAGCUUUAAUAACUUGCCACCUAAUAUUUUGACUCAAGAUAUCGCGAAUUUUUAUGGAAGCUUUUCCCAAGACAAUCGUAAUGACAAUGGGACGAAUGAGCAAGUUAGUGGAUUGGAUGGUAUGGAAUCGUUAAGAGAAAAGUUUGCCUCUACGCCGUCUAAGAGUAAUUUGCAACAGCAAGGAGUUAAAGAAGCACCAUUAGAUUUAAUAGACUUAUUAGAUCGUGAUAACUACACUGAAAGAGAAUCAUCCGAAGCAAACAAAGCAGACAAUACGUCGUGUUUUAGUGAGAAUAUAAUUCCACAGGGAACCUAUACAAAAGAAAAUGAAACUAGUGCUCCAGAUGACAAGAAUACAAGUGUCAGGACUGUCAAUAUAAUUGUAGACAAGAUACAGGAUGAAGAGGAAUCCACUUGUGAAGUGGGUGUGGCACCUCGUGGUAUUGGUCGUGAAGCUGGUACUUCUAAGGCACCGAAGGAUCCCAAUGGAAAUGAAAACGAGCUAUAUAAACAGGGUGAAAAGAUUUCUUUUGGACAUGAAAAUAAUGAUGACCCACUUGAAAACUGGCAGUGUACCUAUGAUGUAAACCUACAGAGGAAGUUAUAUAUUAAUCUGAGAACAGGAAAUACCUCAUAUGAUUGUCCCGAAGGACUUAAUAAUAGUGAUGAACACAAGAAGAAGGAGGAGGAGUGUAGUCUGGAGGGUAGGUUGGAGACAAGGAGUAGGGGUCCUCUGAGUUGCGCCCCGCAUGUCUCGUUUGACUGUACCCCAUGGCUGCCUCGUAAGAACAGAAUGAGGACGACAGGAAGCAAUCAAAAGGAAUGUGAAAUAAAAGAUUCUGUCCCUUCAUCGUCAAUCCCCGACCUCGAUGAGAAGUCAAAGACAGAAAAGCCUGUGAGGGGUAGUGAGGGUAUUGUUUCUCUGAUGUUCGAUGAGUGGGACAACCCUGUGUUUAGUUCAUUGCCUGGAAUGGACAUAACAAGCCUGUCCAAGCCUACAAAGGGUACGGGGAACGAAGUGCGUGCAUACAGAUCUAUUCAUCCAUAUCGAUUCACAAAGGCCAUGGUCAAAGACUUACAGGUCAUACGACAAGUGGACGACAAAUUUAUCGUAUGUCGCGUACUACGUCCGCCUCAAGAUGAGAGUGAUAAGGAUGCCGACACUAAAAAUGAGGAGGAGGGCGAUUAUUUAAUUGUGUUGUUGGACCAGCAUGCAGUGCACGAAAGAAUUCGAUUAGAAAAACUGAUCGAUGAUCUCUGUGUGAGCGAGGCAAACCAAAUCAAUCAACCUCGUCUUAAAGCAUCCACCGUCUCUCCUUCAGUGGAACUCGAAUUCACCUCCCAAGAACUCCUCCUACUCAAGCGUUUUCGAAGCGAAUUAGCGCGUGUUGGCGUACGCUUUGUGAUUGGUUCCGAUAUGGAUUCGGACGAGUCGCGCGUGAUCGUUCACGAACUGCCCAGCCCCUUCGUGGACCGAGAGGUUUCCGAGACCCGACGAAGAAGACCCUCGGUGGCUGUCAGCAUUGUAAAGGAGCUCAUUCAAAGCCAUGUCGAGCACAUGAGACAGACUAGUGGAGUCGCACCACCAAUACCAAAGACAAUCUUACGUGUGCUUAGUUCACAGGCUUGUCAUGGUGCAGUCAAGUUUGGGGAGCAACUUACCGUGGAGGAAUGCAAGCACCUAAUUCAGGAUUUAUCAGCGUGUGACCUGCCUUUUCAAUGUGCGCAUGGAAGACCAUCUAUUGUUCCCUUGGUGGAUCUACAGCUGCUCAGAAGAAAAGUACUUCAGUUUGAGGCUGAUGGUGAACGCCCUAAGCUGAGGAAACUGUCAAACGCGAUCAACAUCUAGUAGGCACGUGUAAGGAAUUACGCCUSGUUUAUAGUCCUCAUUGCCUUGGGCGUAGUGUUUUCACAUUUUAGACCACGUGUCAUUCCCUCAAUUAAGUGUCAUUCCUUUCCUUUAACGGUUGUGCAUGAGAAGACACAUGAAUAUGGAUACAACUGAAACAAAUUAUAU
Messenger RNA from Actinia tenebrosa (Australian red waratah sea anemone), 3924 nucleotides. RefSeq names its product DNA mismatch repair protein Mlh3. Gene Ontology annotation, biological process: mismatch repair. The record is from RefSeq and is a predicted model, not a curated record. NCBI's taxonomy places the organism in Eukaryota, Metazoa, Cnidaria, Anthozoa, Actiniaria, Actiniidae. Gene Ontology annotation, cellular component: mismatch repair complex. Gene Ontology annotation, molecular function: ATP hydrolysis activity; mismatched DNA binding; ATP-dependent DNA damage sensor activity.